UUCUAGCAAUUACCGCAUGGCAAUACAGAGCAUCCAAGCCAUCGCAUGAUGGAGUUGAAUUCGAAUAAACAUGGUUGAGAAUUGAUCGUGGAGAAAAAUGAUUCGUGGAAUUCGAAUUCUGGCGGGGGAACAGAGAAGGGCACUCUCAAUCAUCCCCUUCGGAAGAAGAUGCCUGAGUAGCAGGGCGGUUAUGAGCUUUGGGGAUGGUAGCCAUGGUGCAAUCGGCUUGCCCACUUCGCUCACUGGCAUUGGUGGCGCCGCUUACGAGCCUACCACCGUCCCGGGGCUUCCUCCCGACGUUACCAGUGUAGCCGCAGGGCACUAUCAUUCUCUCGCAAUCGAUUCGCAAGGCUGUCUCUGGGCUUGGGGCAGAGAUCAGGAAGCGCAGCUUGGCCGGGGCUUUGCUUCCCCUAGAGAUUCUUGGAAUGUACCUAAUAGAGUGAUAGGGCUGGACCUAGUGAACGUUCGUUCGGCAUCUGCAUCAGGCGUUGUCUCUGCUGCUCUUGGGGAUGAUGGAAGUCUGUGGAUUUGGGGAAAGUCUAAGCGCGGGCAGCUUGGUCUUGGAAAAGAUGUCACAGAGGCUGUUUUACCGUCCAGAGUUCAAGCAGUUGAAGGUGAAAGGAUAGUUAAGGUCUCUUUUGGUUGGGGACAUGCACUUGCAUUAAGUGAGGAUGGAAAAUUAUUCGGGUGGGGCUAUUAUGCUGAUGGCAGGUUGGGAAAUAUUGGAAGAACUCUGAAGAUGUCUCCUUUGGAUUCAAGUUCAUAUAGAUCUACAAAUGGCCAAGAACAACCAAACAUUCAGCUUGCUGAAAGGUUGGUUUUGGAAUCAAUGGAGGAUGAGAAAAAUAUGCCAAUAAUAUGGGAACCUCAUUUGGUGGAAGACCUUACUGGAAUUGAAGUGGUAGACAUUGCAUGUGGACUUGAUCAUUCCUUGGUCCUUUGCCGUGAUGGCACCCUCUUAAGCUGUGGAAGCAACGUAUAUGGGCAAUUGGGAAGAGUUAGACAAGAUUUGGGGUUGUUACCGGUUGAUUCAAGUUUCCAUGUAAAAUCUGUAGCAGCAGGGCUCGGUCAUUCUCUGGCCUUAUACCAAGAUACUUCAAAUAAAGACGUAAGUGAUGCGACAAGUGUCAUCUCAUGGGGAUGGAAUCAGACGUCUCAACUUGGAAGAGAAGGACAAAACAGCAUCCCGUUAAUAAUUGAAGGAUUAGCAGGGGAAAUACCUAUAUCAGUGUCGGGAGGUCGUGCACAUUCAAUUGCUCUCAGCUCUAGGGGAGAAGUAUGGGUUUGGGGAUGUGGAAGGGACGGAAGACUUGGGUUAGGAAGUUCCAGUGAUGAAUCUGAGCCAGUUUUUCUCGAUAGCCUCGAGAAUUGCAACGUCGUGCAAGCUGUGUCUGGCUUUGACCAUAAUCUAGUACUGGUUGUUGACUGAUGUGGUUCAAAUCUAGUCUUGGUGGCUAUAGUUUGUUCUUCGAAUGUGGUUACUAUGAAUCCUUCUUGCAUCCAAGAGUACUAGAAGAAGCAUUUCGUUGGUACCUUUAAGUUUAUUGGGCUUUUUGUGCUUGUUGAGUUAGACUCUAGUUUACCCCAACUAUAUCUUAAUAGUCAAAUUAAUGUUUGCUAGAAAACUUGGGCAUGUAAUUUCUAGAAGUAAGCCUUUAUUUGAUCAAGCUUUUUGUAA
Cucurbita maxima (winter squash) is the source of this 1678-nucleotide messenger RNA. Its product is annotated as ultraviolet-B receptor UVR8. Lineage: Eukaryota; Viridiplantae; Streptophyta; Magnoliopsida; Cucurbitales; Cucurbitaceae. The coding region runs from base 98 to 1429 and encodes 443 amino acids. The transcript has 4 exons. The record is from RefSeq and is a predicted model, not a curated record.